AUGACUCCUCCCCCACAAAUGGCAAAUGAAGCCAUUGUCUCGACAUACAAAUUCCCAACAGCGAGGGUGGAAUGCAGCACCCUAAACGCCAUCCUUGUCAUUAGCAAUAAGAUCUUCCCCGUCGGCCGAACGUCCUAUAUGAACUGGGAAUCUUUCGGUCCUGCGCCUGAAUUAGGAGGUUGA
Molecule: messenger RNA, 183 nt
Organism: Fomitiporia mediterranea MF3/22
Lineage: Eukaryota; Fungi; Basidiomycota; Agaricomycetes; Hymenochaetales; Hymenochaetaceae
Exons: 3
Coding region: 1-183 (60 amino acids)
Source: RefSeq, a predicted model, not a curated record